Messenger RNA from Cercocebus atys (sooty mangabey), 915 nucleotides. Its product is annotated as keratin-associated protein 12-3. Lineage: Eukaryota; Metazoa; Chordata; Mammalia; Primates; Cercopithecidae. The record is from RefSeq and is a predicted model, not a curated record. The transcript has a single exon. Bases 374 to 850 code for a protein of 158 amino acids.
CAUAACUACUCAGUUGUACCAAUGCAGUGCAAAAGAAGCCACAGACAACACAUAAACUAAUGGCAUGCUGUGAUCCAAUAAAAGUUCAUUUGAAAAACAGGCAGUGGGCCAAAUUUGGCUCCCAGACCAUAGUGUGCCAACCUAUGCUUUAAAGUUUUACUCUACAAAAUAAAAGCUCAAAACACAUUACUAUCUCAACAUCUUCCUUGAUAGCAUGAAACAAAAGUGAAAAAACAGGAUUUGGUACUUUGAGUCGAGCCAGUGGUGCUAUGUGCACAGCAGUAGCCUGAAAAAAAUCAACAAAAAACCUGCAUAAUGUCAAACCAGAACAUCCUGUUUACAGAAGAAACUAACCUCAAGGCCAAAGAUAUUUAUGGUAGAGCAUAACGCGGGAAAGUGCACGCGGGAAAAUAAGAUGUUGGGAAACAACCACGAGGAAGACAACAGUCAUGUUUUUGUGUUACCCAGAUGCCCGGGACCCAGGUAUAAAGACCACCAGAGAAGCGGCUUCCAGACAUCACCACCCUCCUCCCCAGUACCAGCCCAGCCACACGCCAUCAUGUGCCAAACCAGCUGCUCCCCAGGCUGCCAGCUAACCUGCUGCAUACCCAGCCCCUGCCAGGCAUCCUGCUACGUGCCGGUGAGCUGCCAGUCCUCCGUGUGCGUGCCCGUGAGCUGCACGCGCAUUGUGUGUGUGGCCCCCUCCUGCCAGCCCUCUGUGUGUGUGCCUGUGAGCUGCAGGCCUAUCAUAUACGUGACUCCCUCCUGCCAAUCUUCUGGGUGCUGCCAGCCCCCCUGCACCACUGUCUUCUGCAGACCCAUCUCCUGCAGCGCCCCUUCCUGCUGCUGACCAGCUGCUCCUGGUACACAGGGGUACACACCUGUAUCCCUCCAUGAACUAGCAUCUGGUGGACC